Thamnophis sirtalis is the source of this 849-nucleotide messenger RNA. Lineage: Eukaryota; Metazoa; Chordata; Lepidosauria; Squamata; Natricidae. The record is from RefSeq and is a predicted model, not a curated record.
AUUGCAGAGCCAUAUCCCUACUCUUCCAGUGAGAAGGACAUGUCAGCUGAGACAUACAGAGACAGCAGUUCCUACCAGAGCGUUUUCCAACGAAAAUCACCCGGCUCGUCUUCGCUGCAGGUGGAGGCCCGCCGUUCCAUACAUCCAGAACGCCAGGCCCAGGCGGCGGAGAAGGCUUUGGGGAGCAAUGCAGAAGCCAAGCGAUACCUCCCCCUCUGGCUCCAGCUCCUGGUGUUCGGGCUGCUGGCUGCCUUCCUGGCCUUCAUCUACUUCUUACAGGGAGGGGCUGGUGAUAAUCCCUUUGUCAAGUCUAUUAGUCAGUGAAGUCUUGGCUUUUAUUACUAAGGCUUUUUAUCCCCAAGAGCCUAGGCCAAUCUUAGCUGACAUGGUUCCCUUGGAUGUCACAUCCCGUUGGCUGGCAUGCUGUGAUUUGCAGUCUUAACCCAGUCAGAGGGCAUCGCAAUGGCCAGGAGAAGCCUAGAAUUUUGUGUGGGGUUUUUUGGGGGCUCUGUGUGUGAAUGUUUUUGUCAGUUAAGUGCCUUUUUGUCAGUUAAUGGGGAGGGGGGGGAAGGAAGUGGUAUAUUGAGGGCCAGGGAUGGAAAAGUUUCUACCAACUUUCCAGAGAUAAGGCUACUCUCCAUACUUGGGGCCAUCCCCUUCCUGAAACCAGCUAACAUGGGGCAUUUUUAUCUGCUGAUUUUAUAAGCUUGUCUUUAUAUCAGGAGUAUGGGUGGCUUCUUAUGAGGGGAUGGGAGGGCAUGGAGGGAAGAAUUGUAUCCUAUCAAUUGCUUUGUUGGUUUUAAAUAUACAAAUGUACGGAAUAUCUAAAUAAACCUCCUCAUUUUUUAA